Molecule: messenger RNA, 2723 nt
Organism: Anguilla anguilla (European eel)
Lineage: Eukaryota; Metazoa; Chordata; Actinopteri; Anguilliformes; Anguillidae
Product: TRAF-type zinc finger domain-containing protein 1-like
Exons: 13
Coding region: 507-2177 (556 amino acids)
Molecular function (GO): zinc ion binding
Source: RefSeq, a predicted model, not a curated record
UGUGUGCACACCGUCCAGUUUUGCGGUGCUAGAUCUGUCUGUCUGGAAAACUUAACCUUAACCAGGAACUGGGAGACAGAAAUGGAGAUUAAAAGAACAACGUUAGCAGGCUAUCUUGUUACUUUUUUUCUAGUUCGUACGUACAGUUGCUGAAUGCUCAGAGAAACUGGCUAUUAUUAGCCAUUGUUAUCGGUCGCAAGCGAACGAUCCAGAGCUAAAAGGAAUAAAGAGCCAGCUAACGACCGCGACUCUGUUUCGGUUAUUGUAAAGCGAUGAAACGAGAGCAUUGAACGAGACAAGUUUCUGUUUGUUAACACUGGCUAGUUCCGUAGCUAUGCUAGUUAGCUGUUAAAGAACAGAAACCGAAAUAAGAAAGUAUUCUCUGAGCUGCACGAUUUUCGCCCGCAUUCUUUGUCCGUUCUUUUGUAUGCAGCUAAGAGAUCGGUCCCGACUUGAUAUCGUCCUUGUGCUUUUGUGGAGCUGUCCCAAGGCUCGUGUUUCAGAACAUGUCUGAAGAAAACACCCAGUUCUGCACCAACUGCAAGCGAGAUAUCCCGGAGGCCAACUUCACCACCCAUGAGAUCCACUGCCGUCGCAACAUUGCGCUGUGCGACGCGUGCCAGGAGCCGGUGCCUCGCGCAGACCUGCAGCAGCACAAGGAGCAGGAGCACGCGCAGGUGCAAUGCAAAUGUGGGAUGAAGAUUGAGAAGAAUGUCUUGGAGACCCAUCAGAGCUUCGAGUGCAGCCAGCGCCUGGUCCCGUGCCAGUACUGCGAGCUGGAGCUGGUCUUCAGCCAGUCCCGGGCGCACGAGGACUACUGCGGGACGAGGACGGAGCCCUGCCCCGUCUGCAGGUGCAACGUCAUGCUGAGGGAGCAGGCCGUGCACCCGGCCUUCUGCGGGACCCCGCCCCCGACCCAGGAGAGGAACAACGCCCGCCCCGGCCGGGGCCCCGCGGAGCGGCUGGCCCCCGAGGCCUGGUUCGAGGCCCACUCCAUCCAGAACCUGCUGAAGGUCCGGCAGGGGCUGCAGAACUACUCCAGGCCACUAGAGGGCAGGGUGCACAACAGCACCCGGGCCGCGGGGCAGGAGGCCCGGAGGAACACGGCGCCCCGGAACACCGACCUCAACCGCUUCAUGGAGCGAGAGACCGAGCUGCUGGGCGACAACAACAACAGCGUGGCCUGGCCCGGCGGCGUCUCCCCCGGCGACGACCCCGCCGACCUGGACUACCUGCUGGCCCUCAGCCUGCAGAACGACGGGGAUGCGGGCGAUCGCCACGGCGACCUGGGAGGAGGAGGAGGCGGCUUCUGGAAUUACGACGGCUGGGCGGGCGUCCCCGGGAUCGCCCACAAUGCACUGUCGCUCGUCUCUCGCCUCGCCCGCCCGAACAACAAUUACCGCGACCCCGCGGCCCCCGACCGCGACCCGCAACUGGGGUGCCGUCAGUCAGAUACCAUGCUGCCCUGUGAGUUCUGUGAGGAGCUGUUUCCUGAGGAGGACCUGAUUCUCCACCAGACCAGCUGCAGCCCCGCCACCGCCUUCGCGUCCUUCAGCAAGCGCGCCCCCUCUCCGCCGUUUGAGGACGCGGUCCCCCACGCCGUGGGGGGGUUCAUGUACACCCCCCCCGGCAGCCCGAGCCCGCCCGCCCUCCCUCGCUCCGUGUCCCCUCCGUCCUGCAGUCCCCCCUCCGGGCCAGCAGAUGGCACCGUGCUCAUUCCCUGUGAGUUCUGCGGAGUCACCCUGGAAGAGGAUGUCGUGUUUCACCAUCAGGAUAAGUGUGACCUUCGACCCCACACCGCUUACCCGGUGGAUAAACUGUUGCCUCAGAAGCCCCUGUUUCCCGCCAAAACGUCCAGCGAGAGACAGUCCCCGCCUCUGCAGAGGAGACUGAGGCACCAAGCGGACCCGGGCGAAGCGGACCUGGAGCAGGCCGGGGAGAGCCCGGCGAUCGGAGGCCCGAUCGGGAGGCCCAGGGGGGGGCCGGCUACGGAGACCUGGAGGCCGCCUCCCGGGGACGGCCUCUCCUCACCCGUGAAGAACACGAACGUGGACCUCCAGGCCAGGGGGGGGGCCCCUUCGCUGGAGGGACGGCGCCGCACCCCGUGUCCCGCACCAGGACGAGGGCCACAAGCCCAGCUCUACGCUGACCGCGGGAGGAAGAGCGGAAGGUCGUAGGAACCAGAGGAAUCCUGUGACAUCAAAGACCCAGGCAACCAAAGUGCAAAAUGCAGAAACGGAAGAAGAAGAAGAAGAAGAAUGAAGGAGGAGGUUUGUUUCGCUGGAACAGAACGGUGACGACUGGCUGCCCUCCCCAACCUGAGCCACACACACACACACACACACACAUGCUCACCUUUGACCUGCCUGUGCGCGUGUAUGAGCGCACACGUGUGUGUGUGUGUGUGUGUGUGUGUGCACGCGUGUGUGUGUUGGUGUGUUGUUGAGUCUUGCCUGGUUUCAGGGCAAACUUCUGCAGGGGCCUGUUACUUUUUAUAUUCUUUUAUUUUCUAACUGUAAUUCCUAACUUUAAAAAUUGAAAUUAUCCGUUUUUGUAUUACUUUUUUUGUGUUUCAGACUAUAUAUACAUCACAGUGUAGCGGUAAAGAGAUUUAAUAUACUAUUAAACAUGUAUAAAAUGCUAUGUGUGAUUUUACAAAGUUGAUAUUAAUUGUAUUCUUGUUUACUGGCAACAGCUGAUCAUUAAAACAGUUUGGAAUACAA